AUAAAAAUUCUGAAGGUUGGUUAAAUUGUCAUAUCUUGACUCCGUUAAUUGAUGACUGCUUUUUAACAUGUGAAGAAAUCAAGUUCAUCGGUGAAAUGAUGUCAUUGGCAUCCAUUGAGCGUAAAAACUUAUCAAGAGAAGAAUUGGAAGAAAUAUUCUCUUUCGCAUCGAUGACACAGAAUAUUUUGGAUCAAUUAGACCGUCUCUUAAAGAAGUUAAAAUUUACAAGGGAAACAAUUAAGGAGAUAAAGAAUAUAGCUAUACAUGGAGUAAAUCAAGGAGGUCUUAAUGGAAAGAUCUAUGCAAUGUAUUAUGACACCGAUCUUCAAUAUUAUUUUGUCUUUGAGACAUGUCGGUAUCGAAUCGGUACUACGUGGGGAAGUAUUCUGGAAAGUCUCGCGUCUUUAAAAGAAUUUUUGUGUUUAAAG
Molecule: messenger RNA, 428 nt
Organism: Acaulospora morrowiae
Lineage: Eukaryota; Fungi; Glomeromycota; Glomeromycetes; Diversisporales; Acaulosporaceae
Source: the annotation of a GenBank genome assembly